This is a messenger RNA of Pistacia vera, 3497 nucleotides long. Its product is annotated as ATP-dependent 6-phosphofructokinase 2-like. Gene Ontology annotation, molecular function: 6-phosphofructokinase activity; ATP binding. Lineage: Eukaryota; Viridiplantae; Streptophyta; Magnoliopsida; Sapindales; Anacardiaceae. Gene Ontology annotation, biological process: fructose 6-phosphate metabolic process; glycolytic process. The record is from RefSeq and is a predicted model, not a curated record. Gene Ontology annotation, cellular component: cytoplasm.
CUCUUUUUAACAACUCUUAUGUGCUAGUUUUUCGCUGUGUUUGAAUUUCCGAUAGUCUAUGCAGCUGAGAUCUGUCCUACUGCCUCAACAAUUAGUUAUCGUGUCUAAUGAAAGCUAUGGGCUAUGGGUUCCUAUGCCACUCUUCAUAGCAAGCUGCUUGCACAGUUCCUCAUUCUAGAAUGUACACGACACCGUUAAUAUAUGUUAUCGGCGUUUUGCCUGUAUUCAAUAGGUAUGUUGCUGUGGGAAAUAAGCCUUUCCUCUCAAGUUGCUCAGGUCAAUAUCAGUCUUACGUUCUACAUGCUCUGCUCAAUCUACGACAGUCCUUGGCUAGAGCAAAUCUUGCUGGCUGUGUGAAGUUGGUGGUCCCUUUCAAUGCCGAUGCCUGCAAGUCCUCUCUUCCUUCUCAAGGGGCAUUUUGGCCUGAAUGACACAAAUUAGAUCUCAACUUGUUCAAUUCCUCAACUCAAAUGGUUCUCAUCCGCAGCACAUUGUGCUGAUCGCAGGGGGUCCUCUGAACCAGGAAGUGAAGAUAUGGGCCUCUGCAGAGGAGGAGGGCUGGUUGUUGCCCAGUGAUGUUGAAUCAUGGAAGUGUACUCAGACUUUGGACUUAAAGAGUUCUGCUGAACCCAGGCUUGAGGAUGCAUUCUUUAAUCAAGUUGUAGCACUGAACCGUGCAGGCUUGUUUUUAUUGGCAAAUGCCAAGAAGAAUGCUAUUUAUGCUGUACACAUAGACUAUGGGGCCAAUCCAGCCUCAACCCGCAUGGAUUACAUUGCUGAAUUUACUGCUACAAUGCCUAUUUUGAGUCUUACUAGAACCAGUGAUGGUCUACCGAUGGAGAACAUAUUGUUCAGGUUUCCUGUGUCCAAACACAAGCUAUUCAGCAGUAUGCUUUAGAUCUUUCCCAGUGCCUGCCACCAGCUUUGGAGAAAACAGACUCCAGUGCUGCUUGUGAUGCUGCUAAUUCCGAUGGUUCUGCUAUUCUGGAAUCAUCUCAUGGAAGCAUAUCUGCUGACUUGCUUAUGGCUACGACGAAUUUGAUACCACCUAUACUUUCAAGCAGCUCUGAGAGAGUACCUGUAGCUAGCCGUUCUGAAAGUUUUCCUUCUUAAGUCAUUACUGGUUUGCCUGAAAAUUCUUCAAGUGCAGAGGCAAAGCCAAGUGCUUUACCAUCUAAUAGUAAUACUGAAAAUAUACACACUGCAUCUCCUCCGCCUCCUUUGAGUCCAAGGUUAUCUCGUAAAUCAUCUGGUUUAAGAAGUCCAUCAAUUAGCUAUGAGCCUUGUCCCCCAGCAAGUGAGCUUGGUGGUGACCAGUCUGUUACUGAUUAUUCAGAUGACUAUAGAGCAAAUGCUGCCAAAGAAAACGUGGCUGAUGUGCCUUCAUCAGGAGACAAUAUGUGGAAGGUUGAUAGAAGUAUUGCACAAAAUGAUAUUUCUAUGGUUCCAGAUCCUCCUGUUGUUUUUAAGCAGCCAACCCAUCUGGUAACUCUAUCCGAGAUUUUAUCAACCGUUGCCUCGUCCUCUGAAAAUUCUCAGUUUGGUCAGCGCAUGAAUGCUGGAGCCUCAUCCUCAAAUCUUAUACUUUCAGUGUUCCCUUUACCUUCUAGUUCUUCAGAUGUGUCCUCCUCCGAAUGGGUUUUAGAUUCUGGAGCAUCACACCAUAUGUCUCAUGAUUUAAAAUGCUUUGUUUCCUUGCAUCCACCAUCAUCUUCGCUUAUCGUGGCUGUUAGUGGCCCUUAAAUAGCAACAAAAGCAGUUGGUUCUGUGAAAACAGAUAAAUUAUCUCUUUUUGAUGUUUACUACCAUCCUGAUCUCAAAGUGAACCUUGUCUCUGUUAGUCAAUUGUUUGAUUCUGGUUACUUAGUCUCUUUCACUCGUACCACUUGUCUUGUGUGGGAUCCGCAGUACCAGAAGCAGAUUGGGAAAGGUUGUAGGCUACGGGGAUUAUAUGUUUUGGAUGAGCUGAGAUUACCGAUGCCUGAAGCUGCCAAUAGCUUUCCACAAGUCCCUUCCACUACAGGGGUUUCUCAGAAAGUCCAUGAUCUCUCUGGGACAUUCUCUUCUCCCUCUCCUCCCUUGGAUUAUCCUAGGGCUGGUCCACGUAAGCAAAUCUUCUAUGGCCCCAAAACUACCCGGGCUGCUGUUGUUACAUGUGGUGGACUGUGUCCUGGGAUCAACACUGUGAUUAAGGAACUAGUGGUGGGGUUGUGGGAGCUGUAUGGUGUGAGACAAAUUUAUGGGAUUCAAGCUGGGUACAGAGGGUUUUAUUCCAGGGAGCUUGUGGAGUUGAGUCCUAAGAUGGUGCAUGGAUGGCAUAAGAGAGGUGGCACUGUGCUCGAGACCUCUAGGGGUGGUUUUGAUCUCAAUAAGAUUGUUGAUGCUAUUCAACACCAUGGAUUUAAUCAGGUUUACAUCAUAGGUGGGGAUGGCACCAUGCGUGGAGCUGUAGAGAUUUUUAAUGAAAUCCAACAACGGAAACUGCAUGUUGGAGUUGUUGGAAUUCCAAAAACGGUUGACAACGAUGUAGGAAUUUUUGAUAGAUCAUUUGGGUUCCAGACAGCAGUAGAAAUGGCUCAGCAAGCAAUCAGUGCUGCUCAUGUGGAGGCAGAGAAUGCAGUUAAUGGAAUUGGCCUGGUGAAGCUAAUGGGCCAAAGCACAGGACAGAUAGCCUUCCAUGCAACAUUGAGCAGCCCUGAUGUGGAUUGCUGUCUAGUUCCUGAAACUGAAUUUUACUUGGAAGGGAAAGGAGGGCUGUUUGAGUUUCUUGAAAACCGGCUGAAAGAGAAUGGGCAUGCCGUAGUGGUUGUAACAGAGGGAGCUGAGCAGGAUAUGAUACCGCGAACUGAUGCCAAAGAAGAGAGGGAUGAAUCUGGAAACUUGGUUUUCUUAGAUGUUGGUAGCUGGAUGAAGUCAGAGCUAAAGAAGUGGUGGGACAGAGACCACCCAGAUGAGUUGUUUACAGUGAAGUACAUGGAUCCUACAUAUAUGAUACGUGCAGUUCCCGCAAAUGCUACGGAUAACCUAUAUUGUACACUACUAGCACAUUCGUCCAUUCAUGGUGUUAUGGCAGGAUAUACUGGGUUUGUGUGUGGUCCUAUUAAUGGCAACUAUGCAUAUAUUCCAUUGGAAGAGGUGGCACAGGCUAAGCAUGAAGUUAAUACAAGGGACCAUAAAUGGACAUGGGUGAGAUCUGUGACCAAUAAGACUGAUUUUGGGAAGAGCUAAAUUAAUGUUUGAGCUUACAACAAUCCAAGGCCAAGAACUUUCCUCUGUAAAUGCAUCUGGGUUUGCCAGUGCAGUUUCUUGUUUGUUGAUAAUAAGAAAUUGUGAUUAUUGAGUUGUAUCACAAUAUGUCAGGACUUAAAAAGGGCAUAUUUUGAUGCCAAUCCAGUAUAGUUGGGCUUAUGUUGCUUGUUGCAUUCUUCAAUGUUAAUAUACUGCUGUUAAGCACGGAUACAGUUAGUUAAUAAAAUGUAUGUUAUGUUUUGCUUUCA